CUCCUCUCAAACUGUGGGCAGACAAACAUAGCACCAGGGAGAGCUAUUAGCAGCAGCAGAAGAUCACCCAGGAGCUCUAAGAUGUUUAUUUAUUAGAGUCUUCCUGUUGCUUAAAGUCCUGACCUCCUCACUAAGCAAUUUGGAGUCAAUGUGGAUAGAAUGGCGAAUAGUGUGAUCAGUUUGUCAACUUCUGAGACCCGUCGGUCUAAUGAUUAUUCUCCUGACUGGACUCCGUACUCACAGUCGUCCCUGCUUAACUGGACAACCAACACACUGUAGGAAACAUGAACCCUGAGUCUCUGGACAGGUCCAUCCAGAACACCCUCUCAGACCUCUACCCUCCCUUCGAGGCCACAGCCCCCACCGUCCUGAGCCAGCUCUUCCAGGUCAUAGAGGAACGUUACCAAGGAGAUGCACUCAAGUGUCUGCUGGACUUCCUCAUUACAGCCAAACACAUCCUUGAGAGUGUUCAGCAGGCUGCCUGUGCCCAGUACUCUGAUGUGGUGUUCCGCUGUGAGGGCUGGCCUCUGUGUCUGCAUGAGAAGGUGGUGAUCCAGCUUGCCUCCAUCAACCCCCUAUUGCUGCGCCCAGGGGACUUCUACCUGCAGGUGGCACCCUUUUCUGAACAGUCCGCCCGCAUUGUGGUCCGGAGCCUGCUGGGGGAGGAGGAGGGACAGGGUCGGGAGGUAGAGGAGACACCCAUCCCUGAGACCUCCUACCCCUGCAUCUUCACUGAGGACUGGCUGGCGGAGCUCAACCAUGGCCGCCAUGGCACCCUUCUCAGCCACUGUAUCCUCUCCACAGACCAGGGCAUGGUGAAGGUGCCAUGGGCACAGGUGGCUCUACCUGAGUUUGUGGAUAAACCCAGAUCUAUGGCCUUGUCAUCUCCUAACCCUGCUGCUACUCAACAGGAGAAAGUGGCAAGGCCAGUUCCCUCGUUGGCGCUGCCUCCCCCUGCCUCUGGGUACUCUGUGGAGACUAGGAUCUCUCCUGCUAAACAUGGCAUUGCGGUGUCGCUGUGUCUGGUGGACAGUAACUGCUCCAGGCUGGUUAAGGUGGAUCAGGAUAGGCCUGUGGCUAAGCCCAUCGGCUGGGUGUCUCCCAACACAUGGGACAGCCGCAGCAACAACACCUCUGAAGUUGAGGGGGAAUACAUAGACUUGGUGGAGUUCACUAAGCAGAAAGAAGCGUUGCUCAGUGGGGCUCACAGUUACACACACCCCAGAGCACCCAUAUUUAGGCCUGUUACCCUCAACAGGCCUGGUGUUCCUUCGGCUCCAGCCCUGCCCCUGCCCCUGGCCUUGGCUCCUGUCCCCCACCAGCCCCUCAGGGAACCGUUACACUGUGGCCGGACCGUCCGAUUCCCCGAAGACCCCCCCUGCACCCCUUGCAUGAGGAGGAGAAUGGGCCAGGUGUCCAAAGCACAGGAGAUCAGGUGCCGGUACAGAGAGUCUUACCAUUCAGCACUGCAGAACCCUGUUACCUUUGAGAGAGACAAUAGACUGAAUACACUGGCGGUUCUAGAGGAGGCUAGUCUAUGUGAGGGGAGACUGGGACCAGAGGGUAAAGAAUUAUGUCCUGGUCCCUCCCAGCAGUGCUACUAUCCAGACCCAGGUCACCAUAACCAGACUCCCCCUGUUAGCACGGUUCCCUGUUGGAAGUCUGGAAAAAGUAACACUAUAUCCAGUGGAAUUUUACAAGGCCUGAAUGACACCAUAGAGGAUGAUGGGAGAUGUCCCUCCUCUCUGUCGACCACUAUUGUGGACAUAUCAGAGAAGUGUGAAGUUGUGAUACAAGGAAGAAAAAGUAGGGACAUUGACUUCACUACAAAGAUGAUUCCCAGCUUACAUGUAGUGAAAUGUAAAAACACGACAGCUUUUGGACUGGUUUCCCCAAAGAUGAACAGGCGGAGACUGCCCAACCAAGAUGUCUCCCAGGCUGGCCAACCCUUCAUACCCGUUACAAACGGACACCAGACCCCUCCACUUGAAAUUACCCAGCAGCCCCUGGGUCACUAUGCUGUGCCCAGUUCUAAGGUCCUGUUACCAGCCUCAGCAGAACACAGCACUCACCAUCUCCAGAUGGGAGUCGCAUGUCUAACUGGUGGCAGAGACAGGACAGGUCGGUUGGUGGUUGAGGUGCACGGAGACAAGGAAGGAUGGAGAUCUCCUUUAGUGUCAAGUCUGGAACUCAGCAAACUUCUGCUCUACCUCCACUCUGUAAUCAAGCGAGAACUAAGAGAACUUGGAAUGAGACUAGUUAUUGAUGCUCGGAAGACUCCACCUCCACCACAGUUCAAUAAGGCCUUGUUGGUGGUUCAGGAGCAGAUUCCCCAUGCAAUACACAGUGUCUUGAUCCUAGUGGAGAAGGAGAGCUGCCAUCGCACAGAGAAAUGUCCUAGACUACAGAUUGCUGUGGUGACCUCACUGAAGGGGUUGCACAAGCUGGUGGAGGGGAGUCAGCUGACCUCAGGCCUAGAGGGCACCCUUCCCUACAACCACAUUGACUGGCUGCAGCUCCAUCAGAAACUUCAUCCCUUUAUGUCAGAUCUCCAGGAGGCCUCAGGUUUGCUACUAACAGCCAUCAGGAAACUAGAGGAAGACCGUAAGAUUGACACAGUGCAGGAUGUACAGAGGUGUAUUCUAGAACAGAGAACUCUGAUGAAGGAUGUUCUGGAGGACAGACGGUUGGUCGUUUUGCAAAGGGAGGGAGGAGCCAUGCUGGCUAGACUGAGAAGGGAGAGUGACCUCAGAUACUCUCACUGUGAGGAUUACAGUGAUGCAGUGGAUUCUGUGACCUGCAUGUACAACCAUGUAGAGGAGCAGGCCCAUGUGCUGGUGCACAGAUCCAACAUGUCCCUGGAGCACCUUGAAUACCUGCUCCAACUCAGAGAAAUGGAGGGCCAUUUCUCUAAGAUCAGGGAAUGGUUUGAUGCAGAAGGGGAACGGCGGUUGUUGGAGGCAGAAUCCGUGGAGGACUCUAGAAAAAGAGUGGAGCAGACUCUCCGUAGUUUCAGUGCAUUCCUCACUAAAGCCAAUGAGCAGAAGCACAAGGCUAUGGCCCUGGUGACGGAGGCAGAGAAGAUCCAGGGCCCAUCCCCAUACCCUGAGACUGAGGUGUUCAGGACCAUGGUCUGCACCUUCAAAUCUGGCCUGGCUGACUUCCUCUCCCGGGCAGAGAGGUGCUGUAGUGAGCUGGAGACUAUGGGCACUGUGUGCAACUUCUGUGAGCAGGCUACUGAGCUGGCCAAAGACUGCAGACAAUACCUGGACCAGGUUGUCAGACUCCCAGAGACGGAUGAUGUCUCUACACUCCAAAUGUACCAGGAGAGCUUUGUCCAGUUCUCCCCAGAGCUCUUCCAGGAGGUGAAGGGCCAGGCGUGUGCUUUGAGGGGCUCCAGGGGCAUGCGGGUGUGGAACGUAGCUUGGCUAAAGUGUCAGGAGGUCAGGCAGCAGCUAGAGGAGAGACUACAGGAUGUGGAGAGGGCCUUGCGGAACACAGGCCCCUGGCAUGAACAACUUAGAGCUGGUGAGGAUGAGGCCUUGGUUCAUACAGUGACUCAUCAUGAUGGAGCUCUGGUACUGCCCAGACCUGGUCCACCACACUGGUACAAUCCCCCAUCAGGCUCUAUGAUGGGAAGGUAUCACGGGGCCUUGGAGAGCAGGAACAACUCUGUGACCUGCUGUAAUAUAAACUUCAAGCCUGAGAAUAACAGACCUUGUAAACGGUCAAAGACCACCACAAUGCCGGCCUCUCCCCAUAUCAGAUCCAUUAGGAGAGCGGAGAGAGAGCCCAGUGGGAGAGAGGCCUGCCGAGGGAGGAGCAGAGAGGACGCCACCCUUGCCGACUUGCACACUGUGGGCUGUGAGUGGUUCCCGUGGCAACGUGGGGGCCUGGGCCGGUCCAUGAGCGAGGAAUCGUGUGCGACCGCCACGUCCAGUCAGUCUGAGUCUUGCAUCCAGACGCCUUCCUGUUCCCACGGGAAACCCUCCUGUCGGAUCCUGCAGGCCGCUCAGAAGUUCCAGAUCUCACGGCAUGGCAGCUUCUGCUCAGAGGAAUCAUGUAGUGUCCGAGAGGGGGCAGAGAGGACCUCUUCAAGGAAUACUAGCCCAUCAGUGAGGAGGUGUGAGGGAACAACAUCAUUGGCAAGUUCAGAGGAGAAGGCUGGCAAUAUUAUAAAGCUGCAGCGGAUCAUGGCGGAGCUACUGUUAACAGAGAGGGAGUAUGUGCGCUCCCUGGGUUACAUCCUGACUCAUUACCUCCCCCUGCUGGAGAGGCCUGACGUGCCACAAGACCUGCGGGGCAAACGUGGAGUCAUCUUUGGGAACCUGGAGAAGCUGUAUGACUUCCACAGCCAUUUCUUCCUCAGAGAGCUGGAUGCCUGUCAGACAGAGCCUUUACAAGUGGCUCGCUGCUUCCUGAGACACAGAGACAGUUUAGGCCUCUAUGCUCUCUACAGCAAGAACAAGCCUCAAUCAGAUGCCUUAAUCCUUCACCAUCGCCCUGACAUCUUCAAGAGGAAGCAGCAGGAGCUGGGGGAUCACAUGGACCUGUCCUCCUACCUGCUGAGGCCCAUCCAGAGGAUCAGUAAGUACAGCCUGCUUCUACAGGACAUGCUGGGGAUGUGUGGGCCUCAGAGAGACAGGGAAGAGCUCCAGGCUGCAGCCGAAGUGGUCCGCUUCCAGAUGCGUCAUGGCAACGACCUCCUCACCAUGGACGCCAUCCAGGACUGUGACGUGAAUCUGAAGGAGCAGGGCCAGCUGAUUCGCCAGGAUGAGUUCAUUGUGUUCUUCAGAAAGAAGAAAUGCUCCCGCCGUAUUUUCCUCUUCCAGGAUCUCAUCCUCUUCAGCAAGACCAAGAAGACCAAUGUGGGCAAUGAUGUGUACAUCUACAAACAGUCUUUCAAGACAUCUGAUAUCGGGAUGACACAUAACUCUAGAGAGAGUGGUUUCUGUUUUGAGAUCUGGUUCCGGCGGAGGAAGUUCCAGGACACAUACACUCUGAAGGCUGACAGGGCGGAGGUGAAAAGGGCCUGGACCAGAGACUUGGAGCAGAUCCUCUGGGAACAAGCUACCUACAGCAGAGAACUGAGGAUACAGGAGAGAGUGUUCAUGGGCACGGGGAGGAACCCUUUCAUGGACAUACAGCCUAAUGAGGCAGCCAUCUGUGACAGGGCCACCAACUGUGUCCUGCUAGGAAGAGCUCCUGUGCCGUCUUUUCCACAAACAGAUCUUGAAUGUCUCCGGCCCAACUCCAUUGGUUCAGGCAGUAGUGCCUCUACCUCCUGCAGCCACUCAUCUUCCUCCUCUGGACGAGGUUCUUUACCUCCUGUAGGUUACCCUGGUAACCAGAUACAAGGUGGGGAAACCAAUCACAUUGUCUAUUCCUCCCCGGAGACUGUGACUGAAGAUGACCCCAAUAACCAUCAUAAUCACCAGAAACAAAACCUUCAUCUUCUCAUGGACAGCAUGGAGUCGUCAGGUGAGAGUGGCAGUGUGUUCAGCAGCUCGGAGUGCAGCUGCCUCUCUGCCAUUGGUGGAGAGGUGGAGGACUCGUCAUCUGUCCUGUCCCAGAGCUCCCAGUCCCGUGUCACCCAGAGAACAGCAGCACCCAAUCUCAGGAAGAACAGCUCCCCUGUUACGAUCAGGAAGAAGCCCUCCAUUGCUCCCAAACCACCAGUGCUAGCUGCUCCUCAGAGCCUGCAAAAGGGCAAAAACAUGGUUGCUAUAGGAAAAUCAACAGAAGUUUAACCAGUGGAUUUAAUGGAUGGUUCAUCCUGUGGAUCUCUGAGCAGUGAUGAUGGAGAGCAAUCAGGCUGACAGUCAAUUAAAAACUAUGAUAACAGACUGAAUGGACCACUAGUUGACAAGCACUGAAGAGAAAGUGACUUUUUGUCUUUGAAGAACUAAUGUAUCUGGAAUAUUCUAGCUGAAAUAUCAUGAAAAGGAACACAUGAUGGAUUGUGGUCAGUUUUUAAAGUGCUUAUGGUGUCCAUUUAUCUAAUAAUACUUCUUGAGCAACCACUUCUUUAUCACAUACUGCUUUAACUGAAUGGCUAUUGUUUUGCUGUCAUUGGUUCAUAGAACAUGCUUUUUUGUCUUUGUAAUACUAGUAGUAUUUCAGCUGUUAACUUUUACAAGGGAUUUCUUUGGAAUUUACACAUCAUUCUCACCAUGUCAUGUUGACUCUCUUGAUGACCCCAUAUUGAUGACCCCAUCUCUUGAUGACCCCAUAUUCCCAUGAAAUGAAAUAUUUUUUUCUUCAAAUUACACACAUUUAACACUGUUUAUAAUGUACCGGUACACAUGUCAAACUCAAACAACUGACUAUAGAAACACUUGUUCCCAUCAGUAUUCUCUGCAGGCUCAGGACAACUUGUCAGUGGCACUGACAUAAUUUCUUGCCCAGAUUUAUAGAUAAAUUAGGGAUCAACUAUUGAUGUCCAGGUGGGAUAGCAGAGGAGCAGCAAGUUACUUAAUAUUUUUUUCCCAUUUUUCCCCAGCCUUGUACUAUAUUGCUGUGAAAAAUGUCUGGAAAGGGAGAAAACCACUAAAUUGGAAUAAUUUAAGGGGUCCAUCUGGCAUUUUCAACUCAUCAGAAACCAGUGUCUUCAGACUUCUCCAGUUGUUCUAAUAGUCAACAUAUUAAUUUACAAUAUUCAUUACAAACCAUGUAUAUUAUUGAGAUCUUUCUUUUCUGUGAAAACUGAAUGAGCAAUUUUGCUUAGGGCUAGGUUCUAUAAGAACUGCGGUUAACAACAUCUGCAUAGUGGUUGUUUUGGCAAUGUUGUUUUGGGGGGGGCCUUCAUGAUGAGUUCAGAUUUUUGUGGCCCCCACCCCCAUCAAAGUUGCCCAUCCCUGUUCUAUUGUCUAUUGGCUAUUGUCUACACUUCAAACAGGCUAUAAAUAUCCCCAUUCAAAUGAACAUGAAAACAUAAAACAUUAGCCUGUCAUUAUUUCUAUCAUCGAUAGCGCCUACACUUUCUAUCGCCGUUUUGAACACACGAGCAGCCGCUCUCCAAUUUGUCAACUCAACCUGCGUUGGCCGUAACUGCAGUACAACUCUUGAUCUGAUUGAAUCACAGUCUAUCUUUUUAACAUGUCAAUAUGGUGAGACUUUCUUUGAAACCACUGUCAUCAAUGUUAGUUUUGUUCAUUGUCCACACUUUUUGGGUUAUAUUUAGUUUUUUAUAUUAAACCCAAUGUAUAUCAUUCUCACUGAAAAGCUAUUUAUUAUAGGAUCAGUGCCAUUUUUGUAGAGAAUUUAGUACUUUUUCCUGUAUUUCUCCAGCAGCUGGUUUGAACAUCAACUCACGCUGAUGUUGUGCAAUCAGAAGAAAUGGGAACAACCUCCUUCAAUGGAAUGUGAAUCCUGACACCGCAGACACCGCCAUGACUAAACAUUGUGACCAUCGGUUAAGCAUCAGAUAACAUUGUUGUGUAGGUCACCCUGUUGAACUGAACACUCCUCUACCAUAGCCCCCCUCCGCUGUCCUGAGCACAAAUGUGUCACAAAUGGGUUACAUACAAUAUCAGUAAACAAAUUAUUCAUUGAGAUAUUCUUUAUUUACAUUUGGGUAGUCAUUUAAUUAUAACCUCUGUGUUUAUUCAUGUAUGUGACAUAAAACAAUAAAAGGUUAAGGAAUUUUUUAAAAGUUAGUUAUUAUUUUUCGGAAGUUUAAAAAAAAGUUGUUGUAAAGUAUAUGCAGACCUGCAUGCAGGUGUGAAGUUUAGAUGUGAGUCUUUAAGAUUUGAGAUUCUUCAAAGUAGCCACCCUUUGCCUUGACGACAGCUUUGCACACUCUUGGCAUUCUCUCAACCAGCUCCACCGGGAAUGCU
Oncorhynchus tshawytscha (Chinook salmon) is the source of this 7838-nucleotide messenger RNA. RefSeq lists its product as uncharacterized. Gene Ontology annotation, molecular function: guanyl-nucleotide exchange factor activity. The transcript has 24 exons. The record is from RefSeq and is a predicted model, not a curated record. Lineage: Eukaryota; Metazoa; Chordata; Actinopteri; Salmoniformes; Salmonidae. Bases 285 to 5750 code for a protein of 1821 amino acids.